Messenger RNA from Morone saxatilis (striped sea-bass), 6528 nucleotides. Its product is annotated as signal-induced proliferation-associated protein 1. Bases 830 to 4603 code for a protein of 1257 amino acids. Gene Ontology annotation, molecular function: GTPase activator activity. Lineage: Eukaryota; Metazoa; Chordata; Actinopteri; Moronidae. Gene Ontology annotation, biological process: epithelial cell morphogenesis; establishment of epithelial cell polarity; activation of GTPase activity. The record is from RefSeq and is a predicted model, not a curated record. Gene Ontology annotation, cellular component: plasma membrane; cytoplasm; Golgi apparatus. The transcript has 17 exons.
UGGAAUAGAAUCAGCGCGAGAGGGAGAAAGAGGGAGGAGGACAGCACAAAUCAACCUGCCUCUUGACUCUAACAACAGAACAGAGAAGCCGGUAGACACAUAGAUCGGGAAGUGUGCGCGUGUGUGUGUUUGUUGCUUUAUUUUAUUUUUGGAGAGAGGAAGAGAGCGGCAGACAGGAGGAACUGAAGGAGGAGGAGAAAGAGCCUCACCGUGGAGAUAGAUAGCAGAAAAAUGCUGUCAUGGGGAGAGAAGGGGAGGGAGUCGGCAGAGAGGAACAGGAUGAAACAAGGCAGGGUCGAGCAGAGCUGAAAUGUGGAGGUGGCCAGUGGCUCUGACCAAAACGGGAAGUAGCAGGCAAUGAAGAGUGCAGACGAAUGGAUGCCAUGUUAGAAGGGUGGAUAGAGACAGAGCCUCUCCUACACAGAGGACAGAGAGUCGGGCUCCAGUGAUGAUCCUCUCAUCCUUACUCCGCAGGAAGGACCACCCCGUAACUGGAAUACCACCAAAAAACACAUCUGCACACCUGGACGUACCCCUGCACCAAGACACAGCUGCAUAUUCUCUUCAAUCUGCUUUAUUUACACUCUUUAAGAACUCGCAGAGGCAUCUAUGAGAGCCCAAAGGUUGAGAAAGUUCAGUCAUCUUAAGUGGUGUGAAUGAGGACUAUAUUUGUUGCUUUCGCUCUGAGGGGUUUUUCAUCUCUGUGCUCAGUUCUCCCGUUUCACACCAGCACCACAGAGACCAGGACAUAGUUUUAACUGGGAAAGCAGAAAGCUCUGGAGCAGAGUGGAAAAAAGAUUGUUCGACUGGACUCGAUUUCUCAGGCACCAUGCAGUCAGAUGACCUUUUCAUCCGCAAGUUUCGCCGUCAGAACAUGCGGCCGCCUAUUGCCACUGUCAACUUUGACCCCAAACGGGAGGCGAGUGUCGUGGAGUGGCCGCCCAGGAGGGAGGGUGAUGGAGCUGAUGGGGACAGCCUCACUCCGAGCCGCGUGGGGCUGACCUUGAGGUCGAUGGGCCGGGGCCACAUCAUGCAGAGAAGUAACAGCGAUGUAACCUUAGGAGACUUGGACUCCUCCGGGAUGGCAUGUGGCAAAGCAGCUCGGGCGGGUGGUGAGAAGGUGGGUGCGGGGGCUCAGGGGGACUCAGGUGUGCUGCUACACAGGGAAUAUGGCAGCCUGUCUUCACUGGAAAGACAGAGUCAAGCCCAGGAGCCGGGCACAGACGACCAGGGGCCCCUGAGUCCAAAUGCCCUCCGCUUCAAAGACCCUUUCCUGCUUUUAGGACUGCAGGGCAACCCUCCAGAGCCUGAUGGAUUCUUUCGGGGUUUGGCUGUUUCCACAGGGGACUCCCCAAAACCUGCCAAACCGCCGAAGCCUGAAGGUCUAAGUAAGAAGACCAAACCUGUGCCCCCCCAGAUCCCUCAACCAGGUCCAUAUGACAACAUUGGGGGUGGAGCUUGGGUGAGAAACUUUGCCCACUACGAUGUUCAGAGCAUCCUCUUUGACCUCACCGAGGCGGCCACAAACAGAGACAGUAUUGGACGGAAAAAGAAUAUCACCUCAGGGGCUUCUGCCGCCUCCCAGCUGCGCCCCCUCUCCCAAGCCACCCCAUCCUCACCUGCACAGGGCGGGGGAGGCAGUGGGGGGAACACAGACGACCCUGAGCAGUCGCUGCUGCUGGACGAAGGUGAUGGCAAUGACAAUGAGCUCCUGCUCAGCUGCCCCCACUUCCGCAAUGAGACUGGGGGAGAAGAGCAGGUAGGUCUGGGUCAAUCUCAAGGGAGGCGGUGGUCGAGCCUGCGGACCCCCAACGAUGCAGUGUCGGUCCUGGAGGAGCCCAGAGAAAGUCACGUUCAAACACAGGGCAAGAGCAACUACUUUAUAGAGCAUGCAGAUCUCGGAGCCCAUUACUAUCGCAAAUAUUUCUACAUGAAAGAACACCAGAAUUUCUUCGGCAUGGACGAUCGCCUCGGCCCAGUGGCUAUCAGUUUCCGUCGGGAGGAGAAAGAAGGAUCCAGCGGAGCUCAGUACAAUUACAGAAUCAUCUUUCGCACCACAGAGAUGAAGACACUGCGCGGUUCCAUCUUUGAGGAGUCAGUGCCUUCUGCUGCUCGUCACACGACCCCCAGAGGCUUGUCUCCCAAGAGGCUGCUGGAGUUCAUCAUGCCUGAACUGAACCUGCACUGCCUUCGCUUGGCUUCAAACUCCCCGAAGGUCCGGGACACCUUACUGAAGCUGGAUGAACAGGGGCUGAAUUUCCAGCGAAAGGUUGGGGUGAUGUACUGCCGGGCCGGGCAAAGUUCAGAGGAAGACAUGUACAACAACGAGAGCUCGGGGCCGGCAUUCGAGGAGUUUCUGGAUCUGCUCGGGGAGCGGGUGCGCCUGAAGGGCUGGGAGAAAUACCGUGCUCAGCUGGACAACAAGACGGACUCAACUGGGACACAUUCCCUCUACACGCGCUACCAGGACUAUGAGAUUAUGUUUCAUGUGUCCACUAUGCUGCCCUACACAGCCAACAACACACAGCAGUUGCUGAGGAAGCGACACAUCGGUAACGACAUCGUGACAAUCGUGUUCCAGGAGCCAGGCGCCCUGCCCUUCACUCCAAAGUCCAUCCGCUCCCAUUUCCAACAUGUCUUCAUCAUCGUUCAGGUUCAUGAGCCCUGCACUGACAACACCUAUUACAGGGUGGCUGUGACACGCUCGAAAGACAUGCCAUUAUUUGGACCACUGUUCCCUAGAGGUGCCCGAUUCCCUCGCUCACUUGCCUUCAGAGACUUCCUCCUAGCGAAGGCAGUGAAUGCUGAAAACGCUGCGGAGAAGUCUGAGAAGUUCCGCUCUAUGGCCACACGCACACGACAGGAAUACCUGAAGGACCUGGCCGAGAACUAUGUGACCACCACACCCAUUGACUCCUCCACUAAGUUCCCCCUGCUGUCUCUGGGAGGCAAGCGCAAAGACAAGCUGAAGGGCUCCAAAGGUGCCGAGCUGCACAGCGCAGGUGCGCUGGUGUGGGCUGUGAUGGUCAGCGGCGGAUAUGAAGGGGAGGUGAGAGAGCACAGGCUCCCCUGCCUGCUCGGGGUGUCGGCUGAGUCGGUGGUGCUCAUUGAGAGGUGCACACGCAGGGUGGUGUUUAACUGCUCCUGUCGAGAUGUCAUCGGCUGGAAGGCAGUGACAGAGACUAAGGAGGGGGGGCCCUGCUUGGAUAUCUUCUAUGAGCGAGGGGAGUCGGUGUCAAUCAGUGUGAUGGAGAACCAGGCGGAGGAUAUACGAGAGGUGGUGCAGAGGCUAGAGCUGAUUACCCGGGGCUGUGAGGCUUUUGAGGUCACCCCCCUGCGUGACGGAGUCGGCCAGCCCGGCUUCCUGAUGAACGAGGAGGGCUUUGUGACGGAGCUGCAGAGGUUCUGUUACGCUGAGAGUGGAGGCCUGCAGCUGUGGGCUCGUGUGGUGCGGCUGUGCGGACACUCGCUGGUUCACCUGAGUCCUGAGGAGAGGACCAGGCUGCUCCGCACUGCACACAAGAUCCACAUCACUGUCAUCCCACCGGAUGAGAACGGCAAGCCACGCAGAAGUUUCUCUGAACUGUACCAGAAAGCCAUCAAGGAUGCAGAGUGUAAGCCUGGCGAGGAUCAGUCUGGAGAGGCCUGGGUGCUGGACGAGAGGGAAGAAGAGGGGGAAGAAGAGGAGGAGCUGGAGGACAAGCUGAAGGCGGGUGGGGUCAAUGAAGCGGAUAUAAUGGAGGUGCAGGAAGAGGCCGAAGAGGGCGAAGGGCAGUCGUGUGAUAAAGGGCAAAGUGAAAGAAGUCACAGCUCGUUCCUCACACCGGCCAGCUUACCUUUGUUACGGGCCACAUCUCUGCAGGACCAACCGGCCAACCAGAGCCAGGAGGGCAGUGCCUCGCAGCUCACACGCAGCUGCUCUUUGGAGAGACAGCCAUCCUACACGGAUACAUGUGAUGGGCACGUGUACGACAACGUGGGGCUGAAGGGGGAACGGCACAUCUAUGAGAAUGUUGGCGAGCUGAGAGACGCCACACCUGAUCUGAUCCUGGCUGUCAAACCCAAGGUUCCCCUGGAGGACGAACAGUUCAUGGAGGCUGAGUUUGGCGAUGACAAAGCUUCGGCGAGUGACUCGUCUUCCCGGCUUUCAUGUGUAGACCGAGCUGAAAGGAAUUCACGAGCCCUCAGCCUUCAUAACUCCAUCACCAAGAUUCUCUCAGAGACAACAGAUUCGACUGAGGAGGAGUGGCAGUCCAUCGCUGACCUGGCCACCGCCUGCCGCAGCAUCCUGGAGGCUUUGUCACGAGAGGACCGUAAAGCCGCAGACCCCUCCCAAGCAGGAGACCAGACAGACGGCAAGCUGAAAGACUCAAAGGAAAGUGACUCUCCAGGCCACCUAGAAGAGAAGGUAUCGCAGCUGGAAGCCAUGCUGAGGAAGCUGCAGGAUGACCUGCAAAAGGAGAAAGAGGACAAGGCGGUGCUGCAGGCCGAGGUGCAGAGCCUCAGGCAGAACAACCAGCGGCUGCAGGAGGAGUCGCAGAGCACAGUGGCUCGCCUCAUCAAAGUCACCGAGCUGCUGUGCAACGUCAACAAGCCCUGUUAGCUUCACCACAGCACGCACAAACACACAAAUCAGCAGAAAGAAAGAUGCAAAUCGUACAAUGUGCUUGUACGCUCAGUACACUUAUUUUGUUCGUACAUAUUUGCAAAACCAGACACACACACACACGUAUCCUCUUCAAUCUGUGUAUUACCACAGUCUCAGUCCUGAAUCCUGGACGUGCCUGUUGGUGAGGGAGUAUGCAAAUCAACUCAUACAAAAGAAAAAAAAAAGACAUUUUCAGUAUCCCUUCAUAGACUGACCAAUGUGCAGCUCUCAGGCUGCUGUGUUGGUGUGCUAUGCCAGAGUGCUUCUCUUGGUGUGUAUGAUACAGUAUAUGCGUGGGUGUGCGUGUGCGUCUGUAUGUGUGCAUCUCUUACUGUACCUUGCUUCAAAUACUUGACAAGCUGGGCUGAAUAGCACUUGCAUAAAAAGUGGCAAUUAAGACUGAGAGACACUGUAUAGCAUGUUUGGUGGUGUCUUAUCUGAAAUGACCAAAAGUGUAUAUAUAUAUCACCAAUAAUAUAUGUGAACAGUAGUAUUGCUAUCCUCUCUGCCAGACAUGUAGUUGCAAUGUCUGAGUGUGGUUCUGCCUGGCGCUGAUCAGUGUGGAAGGCCUUGAAACAACAACAAGCCUGAAGGCCGCCUUCUACUUCAAAACAUGUAGUGAUGCUAAGUGACUCGCUUCAGAGCAGGGUCUGUUACAUAAGGACAUCAUUUUCUGCCCUCUUCACUUCUCAGUAGUACUGUAUUUAAGAAAUUCUGCAGUUUUUAGGGAGAGAUUUAAAAAAAAACAUAAAUGAAAAGGACAUAAACUGGAAAUGUCCAUAAAAAAUGAACUGAGCAUGCUUGUUCCUCCUGGAAGUAUGUAUGAAAACAAUAUUAAAGAGAUGCCGAAAAGGGUCAUACCUCUCCUGAAGACACAGACAAUGGCAGGAAAGAACUGCUUCAGCUUCCUUCCAUGAUAGCCUGUAGCUGUUUUCUUCUAACCUCACUAUUGUAGCAGCCAUACUGUAGAAGAUCUCCUCCUGCUGGCCUGAACCACAAAAUGCCAAAAGGCAGCUUUUCUUUCAGCUGGCAAAAUAGCUUUAGGUGUCUGAAUAAAACACCUUGAACUAAUAGUGAAAUACAGAAUAUUGUAUUUAAAUAUGUUUUGUGUUUGGCGGAUGUCUACAGUGACUAUUUUGGGUAAUUGUUUAGUAUGGCUUAUGAGUGGUAGCGGUAAGGACAAUAGGUGAAAUCUUACCAUUCCACCCUGAUGUGUGUUUGUGUGUGUUUAAGUGUCGUUUUUGCACUUUCUUUUUUUGUGAAAUCAGCACAGGACAGGGCACAUACUGUACUUUAUUUAGUCUGCCCAGGUUAUGUCUUGCCCAUCAUAUGAAGGUGGAUAAGAUCUCAUCUCCCUGACACCACCUUACCUCACCUUUUUGUGUCCCCUGCUGACGGCGCCAAUAAACAUACAGAGGAGUUCGGACUGCUUCUCCUCAGUGCCAACAGAAAAAGCCCAGGCAGCUCUCCCGAAUCCCACAGAAAUCAAACAGAACUGACUCGACCACAAACUAAAAAAAGAAACUCUGACAAAAAGGGAUGCCAAACGUUCGCCAGUCACUCAGACUCUCUUGUUUUCGUGUACAAACUUCCUCUUGUAAUUUUAUUUUAGAGUCACUGUGAAUACCUGGUACCAGCAUAUUAAGAUACAGUAUAUUCAGAUUAAAUUAUGAAUCUAAACUUUAUCAGUAUGUGAAGAUACUGUAUGUACAGCUGAACUGUUCCAUGUUACUUAGUGCAUUGGGUUGUGUAUGCCCUCCUUUUGCAGGAUGAUUAUGCAGACAAGUGUUAAUCGUGGCCAUGCAGGCUCCUGUUUCAUCUCCUGUACAUGCUGAAGCCUCGUGACUGAACAGGGAAAAAUUGGUGUGAGAAGACCUGUU